This is a messenger RNA of Cricetulus griseus (Chinese hamster), 3212 nucleotides long. RefSeq names its product centrosomal protein 135 (gene Cep135). NCBI's taxonomy places the organism in Eukaryota, Metazoa, Chordata, Mammalia, Rodentia, Cricetidae. The record is from RefSeq and is marked provisional.
AUGACAACAGCUGCAGAGAGGAAGUAUAUUAACAUUAGGAAAAGGUUAGACCAGCUGGGCUACCGCCAGACUCUAACAGUGGAGAGUCUGCCUUUGGUAGAAAAACUUUUCAGUGAUUUGGUUCAUACAACAGAAAGCCUGCGGCAGAGCAGGUUGUCCUCGGCAAAGGCGGAGAAGGAUAGUGCCAAUUGCGAUUUUGUUUUGGAACCUUAUAAACUUGAGAAUGUAAGGCUGAGUAGGGAGAAUAAUGAAUUGUAUCUGGAGUUGAUGAAGCUAAGAGAACACUCAGACCAGCACAUUAAAGAGUUGAAAACUACACUGAAAAAGUGUUCACAUGAGACAGCUGAUCUGAAAUUUCUGAAUAACCAGUAUGUUCAUAAACUCCAACUCCUGGAGAGAGAGAGCAAAGCUAAAAAUGAAAAAAUCCAACAACUUCAAGAAAAGAAUUUGCAAGCUAUAGUACAAACUCCUGGUGGCAAGAAAAGAAGCAUUGCAUUUAGGCGCCAGCGGAUGCAAAUCGAUGAACCAGCCCCACCCUCUGAAGUCAGUUCAUACCCAGUCCCGCAGCCAGAGGACCCAUACAUUGCAGACCUCCUGCAAGUGGCUGAUAACAGGAUUCAGGAACUUCAGGAGGAAGUCCUCCAGCUGCAAGAGAAGUUAAAAGUGAUGGAAAAUGGAGUGAGAGGUUACAGCAAGCAGAUUGAACUAAGAGAACGAGAAAUAGAACGGCUGUCACAUGCUUUGGAUGGUGGUCGUUCCCCUGAUGUGCUGUCUCUGGAGACUAGAAAUAAAACCAAUGAAAAGCUUAUUGCUCAGCUAAAUAUUCAGGUUGACUUCCUGCAACAAGCUAAUAAAGAACUGGAGAAGCAUAUUCAAGAACUCAUGGAAACCAAGGAAACGGUGACAACCGAAGUUGUGAACCUAAGUAGCAGAAAUGAAAAGCUCUGCCAGGAGUUAACGGAAAUCGACCAGCUAGCACAGCAGCUGGAAAGGCACAAAGAGGAAGUGCUGGAGACGGCUGACAAGGAGCUCGGGGAGGCGAAGAAAGAGAUUCAAAGAAACCUCUGUGAAAUGCGGAACCUUGAGGAAAAAAUGUCAAAACUUCAACUGGAAUUAGACUUAUGCCAUAAGGAAAAGGAGAGACUGAAUGGCGAGCUCCUUCUAAAAUCAGACCUGGAAACUGUUGUUCAUCAGCUUGAAGAAGAAAAGUACAGACUUAGCAAAAAGUUGGAAAGCUUUGUAGUCACAGAAAGAGAACUGACUUUGGAAGUUGAGAGGAUGAGGCUAGAACAUGGGAUAAAACGCCGAGAUAAGUUGCCCUCCCGUUUAGACACAUUCCUGAGAGGCAUAGAAGAGGAGCGAGACUAUUACAAGAAAGAGCUGGAGAAACUCCAGCAUGCCAUCCAGCGAAGAACUUGUGUUUACAUGAAUUACUAUGCCCGGGAGAAAACCUCAACAUAUAAAGGCUCAGAAAAGGGUGAUCACAAUUCAGACAUUCAUCUGAUCACAAGAGAAAGAGAUGAACUUCAGUACAUGCUAGAAAGAUUUGAAAAGUACAUGGAGGAUAUACAGUCCAAUGUGAAACUGCUCACAUCAGAAAGGGAUAAACUAAGUGUCUUGUAUAACGAAGCGAAGGAGGAGCUAUCCACACUGAGACAAGAACCCACUAAUGGGACAGUUACCAACAGUUUUGUUAAUUGUAUUGAAAAGGAGAAAGAACGUGCAUUAUCUGACUUAAGAAGAAUUACAGCAGAAAAGGAAGCUCUGAGAGAAAAGUUGAAAAAUAUCCAAGAAAUGAAUGUUUUGGAGAACUCAGAAUUAGAGAAAACUAUUGAACAUUUGACAUUUAUGAAUCACCAGCUUGAAAGUGAAAAGUAUGAAUUGCAAUCUAAAAUAUUAAUAAUGAAAGAAACAGUAGAGUCAUUAGAGAACAAAUCAAAACUCCAAGUUCAGAAGCUUAGCCACAUGACUGGAGACUCAUCCCAUCAGAAAACCGAGAUGAACUCCCUUAGGAUAAAUGAACAGCUACAGCGGUCACUUGAUGACUGUCAGCACCGGCUUUCCAUAAAAAGAGGUGAACUUGAAUCAGCCCAAGAAGAAAUUAAAAUUCUGGAGGAAAAACUAGAGAAACUAAGCCAUAAGAUGACAUCACAGAGCGAAGAAGCUCACGCGAUGAAGAAGACCAUUGGUGUGAUUGACAAGGAAAAGGACUUUCUCCAGGAGACGGUCGAUGAGAAGACAGAAAGAUCGCCAACCUGCAAGAAAGCCGCCAGUAAAGAGAAAGCUAUUGCCCAGAUGAGGGCCACAGUCACAGAGUAUGAAACAUCUUUGAACCAGCUAAAGGACACCUUGGCUAAUCGAGACCGAGAGGUGAACAGCCUCCGCCGCCAGCUUGAUGCGACUCACAAAGAGCUUGAUGACGUUGGGAAGUCUAGAGACAUCUCCUUUAAGGAAAACAGAAGGCUACAAGAUGACCUGGCCACGAUGGCAAGGGAAAAUCAGGAAAUCUCAAUGGAACUGGAAGCAGCAAUACAAGAGAAAGAAGAGAUGAAGAGCAGGGUUCACAAGUACAUCACUGAGGUGUCACGGUGGGAGAGCCUGAUGGCUGCAAAGGAAAAUGAAAACAAAGACUUACUAGACAGAUUCCAGAUGCUUCACAGCCGUGCUGAGGACUGGGAAAUCAAAGCCCAGCAAGCUGAAGGGGAGAGUAGCUCGGUCCGCCUGGAGCUGCUGUCCAUAGACACAGAGAGAAGACACCUGCGAGAGCGAGUGGAGCUCCUAGAAAAGGAAAUCCAGGAGCACAUAAACGCACAUCAUGCUUACGAGUCUCAGAUCUCAUCAAUGGUAAAAGCCAUGGCUCGGUUAGAAGAAGAGCUUCGACAUAUUGAAAACGAGAAGGCAGCAGUGUUAAACGAUCUGUCAUCUCUCCGAGAACUUUGCAUUAAGCUUGACUCAGGCAAAGACCUCAUGACCCAACAGCUGAAUUCCAAAAGCCUUGAGCUGGAGAAGGCAACAGCAGAAUUAGAAAAUAUAAAAUCAGAAUCAGAACUAUUUAAAAAACAACUGACAAGUGAGAGGCAGACAAUUAAAAAUCUUGAAUCGUUGUUAGCUACGAACAGAGAUAAAGAAUUUCAUUCCCAUCUGACCUCCCAUGAGAAGGACACAGAAAUCCAGCUGCUGAAGGAGAAGUUAAACCUCUCAGAAAGCAAACU